UAAACGGGGCAGCUGAAAGGGGAAGUAAAACUCGCGUGGCUUGUUUGACAGCAGUGAUUGCCACUUUCAGCUUGUGUCCGCUGUUGUAGCGAUAAACAGUGUCCAGCGAUGGCUCAAUAAACCGCUGAUCGAUGAUUUUAAUGCGCUGAACUGAGAGAGCUGUAGAUCAGGCUAACAAUGCUAAGCUAGCACCAGUUGAUCUGAGGUGUUCCCGCAUUGAGUGAAUGUGUGACUCUUCACCCUUCCCAGGAUUAAAUACCCGCACUUUCAACUGAAACAGGAUUUGGUUUUUUACUUCAGACCUGCAUUUUAAACAUUUAAGCAUGGAGACGUUUGAAAGCGAAAGAGCUCCACUGCCCAGGAACAUGAUUGAGAACAGCAUGUUUGAGGAAGAGCCAGAUGUGGUGGAUUUGGCGACGGAGUCCCCAUCCUACCCCAUCGACUCAGACGAUGUGGUCUAUGAACCCCGCAGCUCGCGACUGUUAGUCAGAGGCCUUGGAGAAAACGACCUGGAUGAAGACGAGGAAGAUUAUGAAUCGUCUGCGCGUCUUCUUGGAAUGUCCUUCAUGAAUCGCAGUUCCAACCAGCGCAGCGCUGCCUCAUCCUACACCCGACAGCAGCAUUCUGGAUCGUGCUCCAAGCCUUCGACUAAGACUAUGGUGGCAGGUGGUGUUGUCCUGGUUCUGGUGGCCUCCAUGUUAAUGGUCUUCUACUUCCUGCUAGGCUGCACUUUCACCACAGCGGGCUGCCAGAAGCCCAAUUCGACCAUGGACAGCAUCUGUCCCAUUUCCACAAACGGUAAACUUUUCCCGUGGGCCGAGUUGAGGUUACCGCCCAGUGUGCAACCUGUGCAUUACAGUAUUUCACUCCAUCCCAACCUGACCCUCAUGACCUUCCAAGGCAGUGUAUCCAUCUUAGUGCAAGUCUUGCAUGAAACGAAGAAUAUUGUCCUUCACAGUUCUGAUAUGAACAUAAUCAAGGCCACUUUUGAAGGCAAAGAGGUCCACUUCCUGGAGUGCAAACCUUGGCAGCAAAUCGCCUUCAAAUUUCCAGAAGACCUUAAGAAGGGACAGUACGUUUUGAACAUUAACUACACAGCAAACCUCUCCAGCAACUUUGAUGGCUUCUACAACAGCUCAUAUGUCGACACAAAUGGUAUAAAAAGAGUUUUGGCUGCUACUCAGUUUGAGCCCUUGGCAGCCCGCAAGGCUUUUCCUUGUUUUGACGAGCCAGCUUUUAAAUCAACUUUUACAAUUAAGAUGACCAGAGAAAGCAAGUACAUCAGCCUUUCAAACAUGCCCAAGGUCAAAACCACAGAUUUAAAAAAUGGGCUUCAAGAAGAUGAGUUUGAGAAAAGUGUUAAAAUGAGCACUUACCUAGUUGCAUUUAUUGUGGCUGAUUUCAUCAGUGUCAGUAAUAAUGUCUCUAAAACUACGGUGUCUGUGUAUGCUGUUCCAGACAAAAAGGAAGAAGUGCAGUAUGCUCUUGACACAGCUUGCAAACUGUUGAAGUUCUACAAUACGUUCUUUGUGAAACACUACCCGUUAAGCAAGCUGGAUCUAGUGGCUAUUCCUGACUUCCUCGCCGGAGCCAUGGAGAACUGGGGACUAAUCACAUUCCGAGAGACGACUUUGCUAGUAGGGAGUAAUUCCUCCUCUAUAGACAAGCAACUGGUGACCUCUGUCAUUGCUCAUGAACUUGCCCACCAGUGGUUUGGAAAUCUGGUCACUAUGCGAUGGUGGAAUGAUCUUUGGCUGAAUGAAGGAUUUGCAACCUACAUGCAGUACAUGUCAAUUGAAACUGUGUUCCCAAGCCUUGACAUAGACACUGAAUUCUUAAAUGUUCGCUUUAAAGCGCUGGCCAAAGAUGCAUUGAACUCAUCCCACCCACUGUCUACUGUCGUGAGCACCCCUGAGCAGGUGGAAGAGAUGUUUGACUCUGUGUCUUAUGAGAAGGGGGCUUCGAUACUGCUGAUGCUCAAUGCAACACUCACAGAUGGGGAGUUUCCAAAAGGAGUGAUUGAGUACUUACAAAAGUAUAACCUAUCAAACACAGAAAGUGAAGACUUAUGGAACAGUCUUUCCCAGGUGAGCAAACAAAACUUAAGUGUAUCUGAGAUGAUGAACACCUGGACUGUUCAUAAGGGCUUUCCUCUAGUCACAGUGAAGAGAAGUGGCACUCAAGUGACACUGACGCAAGAACAUUUCCUUCUGAAUGCUGAAAACAGCACGGACGACAGCAGCUUGUGGCAUAUUCCCCUGACGUAUGUGACCGACAAAUGUAGUGUUCUCAGCUCCUGCAAGCAAUUGUUCCAUCUCAAGGAUAAAACAGCCACGUUAAACCUUCCAGAUCAAGUGAAGUGGUUGAAGUUCAACUUCAGGAGUGAUGGCUUCUACAUAGUGCAUUAUGAUGAGGAGGGAUGGAAGGACUUGAUUGAUGCUUUGAAGGAGGAUGUGAAUGUCCUCACCUGUAAAGACAGAGCAGCUCUCAUCAACAACAUCUUUGCUCUCUCCAGAUCGGGCAAGGUGUCUUUCAGACAGGUCUUAAAUCUAAUGGAUUACAUGAGAAAUGAGACAGAGACGGCGCCUCUGACCGAAGCUCUCUUCCAGCUUGGUCAGAUCUACAGGUUGCUGGACAAAAGAUCAGAAUUGAACUUGGCCUCUAGAAUGACGAGUUACAUUGAGGACCAUUUUGGAAGUUUAAUGGAGAGGGAGUCAUGGGAUCUGGAAACUUCUGUGUCAAAGAUGACGCUUCGGUCUGCCCUGCUGGAGAUGGCAUGUUCUCUUAACAUACAUAACUGCACAACACAGGCUAAGCAUCUGUUUGAUCAGUGGUUCACUUCCAACAAGACUUCUCAGAUUCCCAGUGAUCUCAUGAGAACAGUCUUCAAAGUUGCUGCUCAGACAGAUGAAGGAUGGGGUAAGCUUCUAGACGUGUAUAAACACUCCAUCAAUGACCCAGAGAAGCGCAAGACAUUGGAAGCUUUGGCCAGCACUCAGGAUGUACGGAAAAUCAUAUGGAUUCUACAGAAAAGUCUUGAUGGGAGUGAGAUUCAAACUCAAGAAUUUCCUUUGGUGAUGAAAACAAUUUGCAAGAACUUUGCUGGCUACCUCUACGCUUGGGAUUUUGUGAAGGAGAACUGGGAUAAAAUCACUCAAAAAUUUCCUGUCGGAUCCUUUGCCAUUCAGAGCAUCAUCAUGUCCGCAACCAGUCAGUUUUCCACAAAAACACAUCUCGUGGAGGCCCAGAACUUCUUCACUUCUCUGGGGACGAAAGGUUCUCAGAUGAGGAUCGUGCAGGAGGCCAUUGAGACCAUUCAGCUGAACAUGCGAUGGAUGGAGAAUAACUUGAACACGCUGCAGAGCUGGUUAUAGUGUGAGGAGGAGACGGCUCCUCUCUCGUGCCUCUCACUCCCUCAGGUGACGUCACCGAGCAUAUGCAGGUGCGAGUGAUAUUACUGUCACAACAGCCAGAGCCAUAAAUGUACAACGUUAGGCCAAACUCAAGACAGAAGGGCAGAUUUACCUGGACGUAAAGGGUCGUUUAAAAACAUUUCUUUUCAGGGCAUCAUAUAGGGAAUUUUCCUGAGUUCUCCAGUGAGCUGUAAACUAGCCAGAUAUCUGCCUGAGAACAUUUAGCCUUUAAUGCUCGCUUAUGUAAAUGAACAAGUCUGGAUAUAUUGAUGUAUUAUCUUUUCUCCAAGUUCAAAGUGAAUUGAAACCGUAUAGUCAGCAUGUGAUUUCCUGUGUCAUAACUUUAGUGUUAGUUGCUGCUCGGGAAAGGCUGAUGGGUUGUCUUUUUGCGGUUCACUUGGGGCCCAACUCGGUAUGUGUAUGACUCUGGCCUCAAGCACUAUUUGCACUAUUCAAAGAUUCAGCUUGCUCAGGGCAAAUCUGGUUGUUGUUAAAAUAUCAUGAUGCAUUUACACCCUUUUAUUUUAUGGCGGUAGCUAAAGACCAAAACCUCCCAUCAGUGUCUCCCUUAUCACGAUUUGCCAAAAAAUAAAAAUAAUAAUAAUUCUGAAAUUAUGCCAACAAUCCCCCUUUCUUCUAAAUGUAAAAGUUUUAUUUAUGUAUGUGGAGGUGGAAUUUUUUUUUAAUCAUCUGCGUUGUGUUUUCCAUAACUUUCAUCCUUUGCACAAGAUGUAUUUUGGAGUUUAAUUUAAAGUUGAGUGUGUAUGUUAUGUAUUUCUUGUGCAGGCUUUGCAUAUAGGUAAAGGUUUGUCAUUGGAAAUAUUGUGUUAGCAUUUCUAAAACAUUUAGGUGCCGAUUUUAUUUUGAGUUUUGCUUUGCACAUUCUGAUGAAGCUGAAAUAUUUUACAGUUCUGUUGUUAUACAUGUAUAAGAGACAAUGAGAAAAACUCUGUGAUUUGACAUAGAAAUAUAUUUGUUAGCAAGUCUUCAUGUACAGGGCUUUAGUUAACUUGUCAAAUUGCCACGAGACAAAAAAAGGGGCUCUAAAGUCACAUCACUGAUUGAGAGUUGUUACAUUUUUCACUGGUUGCUACUGAUUUGUACUCUUCAAGGAUUGUGUGUGUGUGUGUGUGAGAGAUGUUUUCUUCUCAUAUUUUUCCCAGAUUUUCAGGAAUUGUUUUCGAAAAUGUCAAAUGCUUUUUAGUUGGUCAAAAAUAUGGAGUCACAACCUCGCACAAAUGUAUGCGUCAAAGUGCACAUGUAUCCAACUUCUUGUAAACUCAUGAUACAGUCCACAAAUACAUGCACAUAAUUUUGCUUUAAUGCACAAAAACGGAGAAAUUAUCAUGAGAUGUUGCUGAGUGAGGAUUCGUGCAUUUUUAUGCAUGUAUUUUUAAUAUAAUUUUAACUCCAUACAUAAAUGUUUAGUUUUGUUCAGAGUGUGAGUCUGUGCUCACUGUCUCAAAUGUUAAAUUACUUCCAGGUUUUUGAUUAUAGCUUAGUGAUUUGACCUCAUAAAAUGUCAAAUAUGACUGGUACAUUGUAAUUAUUUAGUAUGUUAGAGUUGUAGUUUUGCUUGAUCAUAAGCUUUAUUCAUGUAUUUGUGAUAGAAAUGAAUAAGGACAACGUGAAUGUAUUCAUGUUUGUUACUAUGGAUCUGUUUCAAGAAGCGUUAUGAUUGUAAUUGCCUGAAUUCAUCUGGAUAUGGUUAAUUAAACACAAUGAGGUGUUAAAAAUACAGUGUAUGUUUCUGUUGAAUCUGUUUUCUGGAAUUUGUUACAGCUGUGAGCAUAAUUGAGGAUUCAUAUGAACCUGUUGAUUUCUGUCAUGUCCCUCAUGAAGUGCUUUGUGUUAUUGGCUGCCGUUCACAAAAUAAGUUAUGUAAUGAUUUUUCCCCCUGAAAUGUUCUUUGUGCCGGUCAGAGGCAGCUUUUAAAAAAUGCUAGUUAUUUUUGGCACAAUCUCCAGUCGUUAAAUUGUUAAACUUGGCAGAAACUUUAAAGGAGAAAUAUUGAAAAAUAAA
Molecule: messenger RNA, 5435 nt
Organism: Sinocyclocheilus grahami
Lineage: Eukaryota; Metazoa; Chordata; Actinopteri; Cypriniformes; Cyprinidae
Product: leucyl-cystinyl aminopeptidase-like
Exons: 19
Coding region: 324-3374 (1016 amino acids)
Biological process (GO): regulation of blood pressure; peptide catabolic process; proteolysis
Cellular component (GO): cytoplasm; plasma membrane
Molecular function (GO): zinc ion binding; peptide binding; metalloaminopeptidase activity
Source: RefSeq, a predicted model, not a curated record